Molecule: messenger RNA, 909 nt
Organism: Vigna radiata var. radiata (mung bean)
Lineage: Eukaryota; Viridiplantae; Streptophyta; Magnoliopsida; Fabales; Fabaceae
Product: non-specific lipid transfer protein GPI-anchored 1-like
Exons: 2
Coding region: 183-746 (187 amino acids)
Source: RefSeq, a predicted model, not a curated record
GCCACCUACCCUUCCCACUCUCCACACACAACUGUGCCAGCAUUCAUUGGAGACAGAGACGUAUGCUCCUACUCUCACACUAUUACUACUACUUCGAAUGGAUCAACUCAUGAAACCCUAGAAAGCAAGCAAAAGGAAGCAAAAAGCAUUGUCAUUAUUAUCACCUAAGAAAAAACAAGAGCAUGAAGGGUGAGCAGAAAAAAUGGAGAGUAGUGGUAGCAGGGUUGCUGUUGGUGUUUGUGUUGGGUGUGGGGGCAUCGGAGGAAGGAGAUUUGGUAGCUCAGUGCAACCUGCUGGUGCAGAAAGUGCUUCCGUGUCUGAGCUUUGCGACGGGGCAGGCGGCGGUUCCGACGAAGGAGUGCUGCUCGGCGACGUUGGAGAUAAAGAAGAGCGACCCGAAGUGCCUGUGCUUUGCGAUCCAGCAGACGCAUAAGGGGAUCCCUGAGGCGAAGAGCAUGGGCAUUCAAGAGGGUAGGCUCCUUCAGCUCCCUUCUGCCUGUAACUUGAAGAACGCCAGCACCACCGAUUGUCCUAAGCUUCUGGGUCUAUCUCCAAACUCCCCUGACGCUGCCAUCUUCAGGAAUGGUUCGUUGAGAGUUAAUUCGACUUCAACGUUGGGAACUGCAAGACCACUCUCAGACACCCACAAGGCCUCGUUUGGAAGCAUGCUUCCACCUCCUCUCACGCCACCACACCUAGCUGCACUGCUUUGCGCCAUUCUCCUCCUUCUCACAACGUUAGUUUAAUGCUCACGCAACACCACAUCAGCACCUUAAAGGUGGUAGCUCCUUUGCUAUUACUCAAAGUAACUGCUAGUGAUGGAUCAAUUUAAUUAUUUGCAGGUUGCACCAUGCUCUGUACAAUUACUUUAUUUGCAUCUGUAUCAUUUUAUGUUUUCUGUCUUCUCUA